Ricinus communis (castor bean) is the source of this 1559-nucleotide messenger RNA. Its product is annotated as protein LEAD-SENSITIVE 1. The transcript is spliced from 2 exons. The record is from RefSeq and is a predicted model, not a curated record. Lineage: Eukaryota; Viridiplantae; Streptophyta; Magnoliopsida; Malpighiales; Euphorbiaceae. Bases 498 to 1274 code for a protein of 258 amino acids.
GGGAUGGCCUUCCACUGAAAACAUGCCUAGAGUCUCAGGAAAGGAUCUGAUCGAAAGAAUAGAAGGGAACAACAGACAAACACCAUAAUUCCAGUUUUACCCUUGAGAUGGAAGCAGAUAAAAAGUCGAGAGCAAAAGGAAAAGGGGGAAUCAUCCAUCAUCAUCAUCACGGCAUCACCCAUCAUUAUUAGCACUAACCCAAAAGAAGAAGAAGAAGAAGAAAAAAAAAAAUGCCUUGACGAUGGCUGCUUAUUAUAAACACAAAAUCCAAGAAUUAUUAUAUGAAGGGUAUGGGUAAAGGUUGUUGAGCAAAUUCCUAUGACUAGCCAAUCAUUUUUUGCCACAUUAUAAGUACAAUAUCAGCUCACCCUAUUAAAAUUGACUGAUUUUCUACGCUUAUAGUAGUAUAUAAAAUAGAUAUAUGAUUAGCGGUGCGAUUGUUGGUUAGUGUAAUUUGCAAGUCUCCUCUUGACUAAGAGAGAGAGAGAGAGAGAGAGAUGGGUCUGCUCAGCAAUAGAGUGGAAAGGAGUGAAAUCAAACCAGGCGAUCAUAUCUACACUUACAGGGCGGUCUUCACUUACUCUCACCAUGGUAUCUUUGUUGGUGGAAGCAAGGUGGUCCAUUUCAGGCCCAGGCAGAAUGCAAAUUCAAGCUCUGAUACUUCUGAUUUUUAUGAUUCGAGCAUUGCCUCAUCAUGUGAAACCUUUCCUGACUGUGGGUUCAGGCAACCCAAUAGCGGAGUAGUCCUCUCCUGCCUAGACUGCUUUCUUCGAAACGGUUCCCUUUACUCCUUUGAAUAUGGGGUACCCCCCUCUGUCUUUUUAGCAAAAGUACGUGGAGGGACAUGCACCACUGCAGCAUCUGACCCACCAGAAGCAGUUAUUCACCGAGCAAUGUAUCUUCUUCAAAAUGGGUUUGGCAAUUAUGACAUUUUUCAGAACAACUGUGAGGAUUUUGCUAUGUACUGCAAAACAGGUCUUUUGAUAAUGGACAAGUUGGGGGUUGGAAGAAGCGGUCAAGCUUCUUCCGUCAUUGGUGCUCCAUUGGCUGCUCUUCUCUCAUCCCCUCUAAAGUUGCUAAUGCCAAGUCCGGUUGGUGUUGCUACAGUAACAGCCGGAAUGUACUGCAUGAGCCGAUAUGCUACUGAUAUAGGCGUUCGGAGUGAUGUGAUCAAGGUUGCUGUGGAAGAUCUGGCUGUGAACCUGGGCUGGUCAGGUUCUUAUGAGGAAGUCUGUGAGGAUAACGAGGCUUCACGCAGAUUGAUUGCCAUGUGACAUUAAUUUCAUAAGCUGUUUGCGGACAGUGCUAGUAUCAAUUGAUAAAAUUUGUCAAUGUUCGUGAAACUCAUUAUUUUAUAUAUAGCAUGAGCUAGGGGAACAGGUUCACUUUGGUAAUAAACUGCAAAGUGGGCAUAUUCCCCAGAGUGGUCUAUUCUGUCAUCUGUGUUGUUGACUUCAGAAAUCCGUUCUUCAUACUUUGAGUGGUUUGUAAAAGCUGCGGGCAACAAAUUGAAAACGUACUUGGAUGUACAAAUCAUCAUCCGAAGUGUUAUCUUUUUA